Molecule: messenger RNA, 1183 nt
Organism: Photinus pyralis (common eastern firefly)
Lineage: Eukaryota; Metazoa; Arthropoda; Insecta; Coleoptera; Lampyridae
Exons: 4
Coding region: 61-834 (257 amino acids)
Source: RefSeq, a predicted model, not a curated record
GAAAUUUCCUUCCGUUUGUCAGUUCUAUCGUCGUCGCGCAACAGAAUUAACACAAUUACAAUGUCGUCACGUAAAUCCAAACUAUCAUUGAAAAAACCGGCACCAACUAACAUUCUACAGAACAUGUUAGAAAGCAACAAAGUGGGGAACAGUAGUACUUGCACCGAUAAUAAUCUGUUCCCCCACUCGCCGAAAAAAGUGGUACCCGGUAACAAUAAACCGUUCCCGGCGGCGCCGUUUAUGGAUGGUGACCAAUGUAGUGUCAUCACCAUCCAUUCGGAUAAUUCAACAGUCCAAACUCCUGCCAACCUGUGGGAGAAUUUUGAUGUGGAAUUAGUGAUGGCCCAAUUAGACGGAGGUGACGCUGCGGACCAUUUAUACUCCAGCGAACGAGUUGUCCCAACGCCACAUUUGUCAGAGCAGCAGAAGUCGCCCACUCCACCACCAGAAUUUCGAGCUCCUCUUCCACCUCUAGAGCAGGCCGGAAAGUCCGAAGACGAACCGGUCGAUCCCAGGGUGUGUGCGAAGAGACGGCGCAAAUGUGGCGAGAAAAAUUUAGAAGCCCUGCUGAAAAUUCAAGGGCAGGAGGCGGGGUACACACCUGAGAUGCCGUCCACUUCGGCGGUUCCAAUUCCUGCAGCGCGGGAGAUUGCUUCCCAGGCGCACCAACUUCUGCAGAAAAUGCUGCAGAAGUAUGCCAUCCAACUGCAAGAAACGCAGGACAAAACCUCUCAAUUGGAACGUCAAGUGGAGGCGUCCCGGAUGGAGGAAAGAAAAAUUGAAGGGGACAUGCGGUACAUUUUAAGCUUUGUUAAUUUUUGUGGUAGGAAAUAGUCUAUAUAUAGUUGUAAUAAAUUAAAUUGUUGUAAGAUAGUUUUAAUAAAUAAAAGGUUGUAAGAUAAUUGUCGUUUACAUUGAACAAAAAAAAAUUGUUCACAUCACCUGCUAAUAAAGAAAUGUGACAUUGGAAAAAGUAUGCAACCAAAAGUGCAUAACGUAGUGUGAUUAGUUGCAUAAGUGUAACUUUGCACAAUGCAAUGGGUUAAGUAGAUAUGUAAAGUGAGUUGCAUUAUAAUGGAAAAGCGUGUGUAGUAAGUAAAGGUGGACGUCGAUAGAGAAUAAGAUGUACGUCCGUAAGUAGCGAAAGAGAUGCAAAACGAGUUGAUAUGGUAUGGUACGUUAC